Molecule: messenger RNA, 2213 nt
Organism: Dacryopinax primogenitus
Lineage: Eukaryota; Fungi; Basidiomycota; Dacrymycetes; Dacrymycetales; Dacrymycetaceae
Exons: 3
Coding region: 860-1915 (351 amino acids)
Source: RefSeq, a predicted model, not a curated record
UUCCUCCGGUACCAACACGACCUUCACACGAACUCAAAUGCGAAGAUUUACUCAAGGUACCCGCACCAGCAGUGGGCCAUUGUAUUAUUCGAAAGCCAAAGGACAUCGAUGAGGGUUUGGAAGGAACUCGGAACUCACGCCCCCGGGGAGAAGGAUUCAACUCUGCCGGCCGCCUACCACCUAAAGUCGUGGACCCUCUGCUCGGACGUAUCAGCGCAAGAGCUAGGAAGACGCGCUGGUCUCGUGCUACGUGGUCUGGACGGCUACAUGGAACCAGGGGAAUUAGUACGAGACUACUGGGAGCCGGCCCGUGCAGACCUCCCUCCCGAUGCGACCAUUCUCUCGGGUUCAAGUGAGUCGAACGUGGUGAUAUGGAUUCAGAUGUUCCGAAUGCCCGAUUUGUGGGCGAUGUGGAAGGUCAUGCUGCGAGACAGUGUGUUCGAACCGACAACAGAAGGCGAGAUCGCGGUGGGCGGAAUCAAGAUCGACCUUGCGAUUCGGCGCAGAGACCUGCUGCCGCCCGUGGCACACGAUAACGUGAACCUGAACCUGAACCUGAACCCCCUUAUUCUUGAUAUGUAUGAAGCAAAAACCGUGGCGGCCUUCAAAACUAUCAUGAGGAGCCUGCCCUGGCCCAACUUCAGCCCCUCCACCAUGGGCACGGUCCAAAUUUAAUUCGAGUGGCCCAUCUGCAAACGGCAGGGCGAGGAUAAGCGAUACUACUACAUUGGACUGGGUGGCGAACCGGUGACAGAUACAUCCGACUUCUGGAAAAGUCUCGUUCAGGUACGCAGCCAUCGCUGGCCAACUGUCUGCGCCCCAGGCCGAUGCGCGAUGCAUGGAUUAGGCACAUACCUACAUGUCAACGACGGAUGUCGACCAGGUCGGAUUGGUUUCUCCCAAUCAUCACGUUCCCAUCGUGCGUUUGGCGCAGAACAAAAUCGUGAUUGGUGUGGAUCCCAAAAACAGACCGUCUCUCCUCCAUGGUACGCCGUCCCCGACCCAAUCUAUGUGGGGCGAAAGUUGUUUCCGACUAUUUCGGCAUCGCUCCGGUGCGCUGCAAGAGGUGUGGGAGUCGAUAGGACCCGACUUGCGGCAGUUGAUUGAGGAACACUUCUCCGACCUGGCCGAAAAAUACCCUCCCACGGCGUACGGGACCCCUUCCUCCCAUCAGCCAAGCAAGGUCCUUAGUCCGAAGACCGCGAAUUCAGGCACCGCAAUGUCUCCGAAGCGGCCGAAAAGCAGCAGGGCCGGGCGUUCGCACUCUACCCCGCCCGAUUUCAAGGCCCCGUUCUCCACUUCCGCUAAGGGCGAACACGAGACGAUUCCAGUGUCUCGGAAACUUCCUUUGACAACCAUCUGGGCAGCUGGGGACGAAGAACAGCAUGGAUCGUUGUUUGUUGGGAAUGAGCUGUACGCCACAUCCGAUGGUAUGGUGCAUGAAGGGACCUGGAACGGGAAGAAAUCGAUAAUCAAGGUUUCAAGAGGGGAAGAAGAACUGGCUGAUCUCAAGGAAGAAGUCGACAUAUAUCGAAGGUUGCAGCCUCUAUGGGGUGUGACCGUUGCCGAACCUACCGGCCUAUUUGAGGAUGACAUGGGAUCGGGGUACCUGGUGCUGGCGUGGUGUGGAGAGUCUGUCUUGGAAGAACCCGGGCUUGUUUCAAAAGAGUUCACUCAGGAGGUCAAAGAGACAGAACAGUCGUAUUUCAAGCUGGGCGUUCGCAAAGAGGACUUGUGGCUGGAUUCUAUCCGGCGAGGCGCUGAUGGCAAGCUCAAAAUGAUGGAUUUUGAGAGCGCCUUGAUGGAUGAUGAGAGCCUCUUGAAGGAUGAUGAGAAUGGCAGCGAUGAAGCGUUCAGGUGGUACUCCCUGCAACGAUGGGAGCGCGUGGUCGGGCGAGCUACCAGGUGGGGGUGAGGAGGGACAUGUUGAGCCUAGAUUGACCUGUACCAUGCGAACAUCUUUCUACACCCGUUAAGUACACAUGCCACACGUAUGCCAUCGGACGUCGCACAAGAUAGUUGGUGGGCCUCAAGCAUCUCCGGUCUUCUGCCUCUCGUCUAUCAAACGAGCACCCGUUGCGCAGACCACAUUCACCUUCCUGGCCUUCUGCGGUCCGUAUUCUCUGCUUCGUCCUCCAAUACUACCUUCUGCCCUGGCCCUCAUCAUCCUCUAUUGGUGGAGCCGACGGUUGAGUCGAGCUCGUCACCUUUGC